UUGUGGGACCGUGGCGAGGCAGCAGCCGUGGCGGUAGCGACGGCAGGCCGUAGGGCGGUCGGAGGGUUUCCGGUUCCGGUGUAACGUUCGGGCUCCGUCUCAGGGGCUGAAGUUUGUGAGGUCCAGUAUUGAAUCCUUUUUGAGCCAACCUCCUUUUCCUGAAGAAUGGCACUGUCUAAGAGGGAGCUGGAUGAAUUGAAACCAUGGAUAGAGAAGACAGUGAAGAGGGUGCUGGGUUUCUCAGAGCCCACAGUGGUCACAGCAGCACUGAACUGUGUGGGGAAGGGCAUGGACAAGAAGAAGGCAGCUGACCAUCUGAAACCUUUUCUUGAUGAUUCCACUCUCCGAUUUGUGGACAAACUAUUUGAGGCUGUGGAGGAAGGCCGAAGCUCUAGGCAUUCCAAGUCCAGCAGUGACAGGAGCAGAAAACGAGAGCUAAAGGAGUUCCAGGAAGCGCUCGCCCCUGGCCGAGGAUAUGUCCUUGCAAAACACGAGCCCUCCUAGUGAAGAGGGGAUGUCACCCAAAGCCUACCACCGGAAGUGUUUGGUGAUGACUCUGAGAUCUCCAAGGAAUCAUCAGGAGUAAAGAAGCGACGGAUACCCCGUUUUGAGGAAGUGGAAGAGGAGCCAGAAGUGAUUCCGGGGCCUCCCUCAGAGAGUCCUGGCAUGCUGACUAAGCUCCAGAUCAAACAGAUGAUGGAGGCAGCAACACGGCAAAUCGAAGAAAGGAAAAAACAACUGAGCUUCAUUAGCCCCCCUACACCUCAGCCAAAGACUCCUUCUUCCUCCCAACCAGAGCGACUUCCAAUUGGUAACACUAUUCAGCCUUCCCAGGCUGCCACUUUCAUGAAUGAUGCCAUUGAGAAAGCAAGGAAAGCAGCCGAACUACAAGCCCGCAUCCAAGCCCAGCUGGCACUGAAGCCAGGACUCAUUGGCAAUGCCAACAUGGUGGGCCUGGCCAAUCUCCAUGCCAUGGGCAUUGCUCCCCCGAAGGUGGAGCUAAAAGAUCAAACUAAACCUACACCACUGAUUCUUGAUGAACAAGGUCGAACUGUAGAUGCAACAGGCAAAGAAAUUGAGCUGACACACCGUAUGCCUACUCUGAAGGCCAAUAUUCGGGCUGUGAAGAGGGAACAAUUCAAGCAACAGUUAAAAGAAAAGCCAUCAGAAGACAUGGAGUCUAAUACCUUUUUUGACCCCCGAGUCUCAAUUGCCCCUUCCCAGCGCCAGAGACGUACUUUUAAAUUCCAUGACAAGGGCAAAUUUGAAAAGAUUGCCCAACGAUUACGGACAAAGGCCCAACUGGAGAAGCUACAGGCAGAGAUCUCACAGGCAGCUCGAAAAACAGGCAUUCAUACUUCGACUAGGCUGGCCCUCAUUGCUCCUAAAAAGGAGUUGAAGGAAGGAGAUAUCCCUGAAAUUGAGUGGUGGGACUCUUACAUCAUCCCCAAUGGCUUUGACCUUACAGAGGAAAAUCCCAAGAGAGAAGAUUAUUUUGGAAUCACAAAUCUUGUUGAACAUCCAGCCCAGCUUAACCCUCCAGUUGACAAUGACACACCAGUUACUCUUGGGGUAUAUCUGACCAAGAAGGAACAGAAGAAACUUCGAAGGCAAACAAGGAGGGAAGCACAGAAGGAACUACAAGAGAAAGUCAGGCUGGGCCUGAUGCCUCCUCCAGAACCCAAAGUGAGAAUUUCAAAUUUGAUGCGAGUAUUAGGAACAGAAGCUGUUCAAGACCCCACGAAGGUAGAAGCCCAUGUCAGAGCUCAGAUGGCAAAAAGACAGAAAGCGCAUGAAGAGGCCAACGCUGCCCGAAAACUUACAGCAGAACAGAGAAAGGUCAAGAAAAUUAAAAAGCUUAAAGAAGACAUUUCACAGGGGGUACACAUAUCUGUAUAUAGAGUUCGAAAUUUGAGCAACCCAGCCAAGAAGUUCAAGAUUGAGGCCAAUGCUGGGCAACUGUACCUGACAGGGGUGGUGGUACUGCACAAGGAUGUCAACGUGGUAGUAGUGGAAGGGGGCCCCAAGGCCCAGAAGAAAUUUAAGCGUCUUAUGCUGCAUCGGAUAAAGUGGGAUGAACAGACAUCUAACACAAAGGGAGAUGAUGAUGAGGAAUCUGAUGAGGAAGCUGUGAAGAAAACCAACAAAUGUGUACUUGUCUGGGAGGGUACAGCCAAAGACCGGAGCUUUGGAGAGAUGAAGUUCAAACAGUGCCCUACAGAGAACAUGGCUCGGGAGCAUUUCAAAAAGCAUGGGGCUGAGCACUACUGGGACCUUGCACUGAGUGAAUCUGUGUUGGAGUCCACCGACUGAGACUACUGCAAGCCCUUGCCCCUCCCCUCUUGCCUUUGUCUCUUCAGUCCUCUUCCUUAUUCUCCUUCCUAGCCCGGCCCCACUUGUAUGUGAUCUCAGAACUGUGCCAAGCUGACAUUGGAACUGAGGGAGAACACCUUGCUUCCUUCCCUAGUCAGCCUGGUGCUGCCCAUUAUUCCCCUUAUGUGAAUAUGAUUAAAGAGUUAUUUUUAAAGUC
This is a messenger RNA of Sus scrofa (pig), 2530 nucleotides long. It is a transcript of the gene PRPF3, whose product is annotated as pre-mRNA processing factor 3. Gene Ontology annotation, biological process: mRNA splicing, via spliceosome. Gene Ontology annotation, cellular component: U4/U6 x U5 tri-snRNP complex. NCBI's taxonomy places the organism in Eukaryota, Metazoa, Chordata, Mammalia, Artiodactyla, Suidae. The record is from RefSeq and is a predicted model, not a curated record.